UUGGCGCCCACACGUUCGCCUUUCAUAUAGAGCAUGUGAAGUUGUGAGCCUUGAGUCCUUGACCCGUCGCUCCUAGACUUGAAGACUCGAGAGAAAAGGCGUGUCGGCGGCGUCACUACGUCAGCGCCCUCUGCCUCUGCCCCCACGCGCACCUCCACCAUCCAUGGCCGACAACGCCAACCUCCCUCCGACCUGGGCCACCACAGCCGGCCUCGGCUUCUUGACCCUCAACUCCAGGGUCGCCAUCUACCGCGUGUGGGGCGACCUCGUCUCCAUCCUACUGGUAACAGGCUCGUACGCCGCUCUGCUACUCCUUUUCCGCUGCCUCCGUGACUACGAGCGCGCGGCGCCCGGGUCCCAGCCAGAGCGCGGGCGAGGCGCUGUGUGGCUGCUCACCGUGGCCUUCGCCUGGAAGGUGGCGGCGGCUAUGCCGUCGGCCGCCGCUUCGGCCGUCAUCUGGGCGCUUGCCGUUGGUGCUCUUCGUCCUUGGAUUGGCAUGCGCAUGGACUGUAACAUUCCAGGUGUUUAUAUUCCGCUCGAUAACGAGUAUGGAUUUAAACAUGUAAUAUCAGUGAAUGAAACAGAUGCUAAAAUUUAAUCAUCUUCGCCUAUCGCGAUUUUAA
Molecule: messenger RNA, 623 nt
Organism: Zea mays
Lineage: Eukaryota; Viridiplantae; Streptophyta; Magnoliopsida; Poales; Poaceae
Exons: 1
Coding region: 164-598 (144 amino acids)
Source: RefSeq, a predicted model, not a curated record